AUGCUUACACUGCGCAUCAGAGGACCCCAAGGACAGGCCGUCGCGACGCUCGAGGACAACGCCACACUCGCUCAGCUGCGGUCAAAGGUGGAGGAGACGACAGGGAUACCUCCUGCGAGGCAAGAGCUGCGCCACGGCUAUCCUCCGAAGCUGCUCGAGCCUGCUGCACCUCCACAAUCGAGUUUGAAGUCGCUGGGAAUCACCAGCGGCGAAGCCUUUGUCGUCUCGGAGGGUUCAGCCGAGCCAGCAGCGUCGACGUCUUCCUCGACUGCCACGCCCUCUCAGCCCCGCUCCGUCUCUCCUGCCGUCGUACCCUCAGUCGCACCAAGUCGAGCUCAACAACUCGUCGCACCGCCCAAGCCCCAAGCUGCUGGAUCAGGCGGGCAGUACAUCGAGACGGGCGGCGGCUUCCUCUGUCUGCGGGUCGUUCCAGACGACAACUCCUGCCUCUUCCGCGCGGUAGGGCUGGUACUGAGUCCUGGAGAGGCGGAUGCUGCAGCGUCGUUUAGGCGAGUCGUGGCUGGCGCAAUUCAGGCGGACCCGGAGACGUAUUCGGAGGCGAUGCUCGGGCGAACACCUGAAGAGUACAUCGCCACGAUUCUCAAGCCAACCUCAUGGGGCGGCGCUAUCGAGCUCGCCAUCUUCGCCCAGCACUUCUCGACAGAGAUCUGCAGCAUCGACGUCCAGACAGGACGGGUCGACCGGUUCGGCCAAGACGCAGGAUACGACACCUUUGUCAUGCUCGUCUACUCUGGUAUUCACUACGACGCCUUGACGUUCUCGUUCGCCCCGCCGGAAGCUUCGACGUCGUUCCCGCCUCCCAACAUCGACUUUGACACAACCGUCUUCCCUCGAUCCGAGGAAAACCUGCUCUCGGCCGCAUGUGAACUCGUCGCACAGCUGCGGGCUCAGCAUGCGUACACUGAUACGGCGACUUUCGCCCUUCGAUGCGGAGUCUGUCGCGAGGCGCUCAAGGGGGAGAAGGAGGCUCGCCAGCAUGCCGAGCAGACGGGUCACACCUCCUUCACCGAGUACGACGGCUAG
Messenger RNA from Rhodotorula toruloides NP11, 1044 nucleotides. Its product is annotated as ubiquitin thioesterase OTU1. Gene Ontology annotation, molecular function: protein binding; cysteine-type deubiquitinase activity. Bases 1 to 1044 code for a protein of 347 amino acids. Lineage: Eukaryota; Fungi; Basidiomycota; Microbotryomycetes; Sporidiobolales; Sporidiobolaceae. Gene Ontology annotation, biological process: endoplasmic reticulum unfolded protein response; protein deubiquitination. Gene Ontology annotation, cellular component: cytosol; nucleus. The record is from RefSeq and is a predicted model, not a curated record. The transcript is spliced from 6 exons.